GUCAUUAUUGUCAAUCUUCAAAGGAAAGUCUAGGCUUAAGUAUUUAUUUCUUGUCAAUUACAAUUUAUUUAGUAUUUAAAAGAGCUUAAUUGCCUUGAAUUCUGUUUUAUUUUCUUUUGUAGUAAUCUUUCUAUGUAAUUACCUAACUUUCUAUUCAUUAUUUGAAACUAUUUUUCUAAGGUAUUAAAUCUUAUCUAUUUUAGCAACUAAAAGGCAUGAUUUUUAAUUUAUAUUUUUUUGUAUUUAUUUCAUAUAUUUUGCAUAAUAUUUGUGUACUAGCUGAACAAUUCCCACGAUCUGAAAAAAAUGGGCAAGAAUUACUUCUUUGCCGUAAAUGCGGCGCUGACGUGGCAGACUCUUAUUACUUGUUCAGCAAACCAAGUCCAGGGGCUAGGAAAACAGAAAAACAAAAUUUAUUUGGACAACAGAAUGUAACUGUACAAACCUUAGUUAAUCCAUUUGGUAUCAAGUUUGAAGUAGUCACAGCAGAAAAAGCAAGAUGUGAUAAUAUAGGACCUAAUCAGGGAGCAGACUCAUGGUUUCCUGGGUACAGCUGGAGGAUAUGUGCAUGCCCACAUUGUGGUCAGCAUCUUGGCUGGACAUUUGAAAAAACAGACAGUAUUGUAGAGAAACAAUCUAGUGAAAAUAUAAAAACUUUUCAUGGACUGAUUUUGAGGAAUAUUCUUGGUGAAAACUUUACUGACUCUCUUAUAAUGAUGCCGAAAAUGUAUAAAAUGUAAUAUUAAUGUCACAACUUGUGAUUAAAGAGUAUCUUGUAAGUAUUGUAAAUGAUUGUUAUCUUUUAUACAUUAAUGGGUUUUUAAUGUAUUUGAAAUUGUAAAACAUUGUAAGACUAAUAUUAAACAAAUAUUUAUGAAUCAAAUAUUUUAUUUUCUUACUUUUCUGUAUAACAAAAUACCGCAGUAUACUUGGGAUCAGUUUCAGCAACCACAAAAAAAUAAAAAAAAAUUGUCAAACAAAAUAAAUUGAAAACUAAAACUAACAUUGACAUGUCUUAAAAUAAUCUUAUAACUAGUAGUUAGAAAAUAGACAAAGAUCUUAUAAUACUUGCAACCUGUCAUAUUCAAUAAACUUUAUUUCUACUUAUAGGCAGCUGUUUAUUGCAUUUAGUUGACAAUAUAUUAAUUUUGAGAAGCUACAAUAAAACAACUAAGAGACAAAACUGCAAGGUUAUUGGGAAGGCAAUGUCAAAAGCUAUAAAAUGUUCUCAUUCUCACUAAUUGCAAUUAUGUGGACAUAAUAUACUACAGUGGUAUUAUUAUGCCUGAAUGUCCAGUCUUUAUUAUGAUUUUCAAUAUUUGGUUUGAUUGUUGGUGUCUUUUUUGUCCAUUUUGUGUGCAUUGAUAUGCUAAAAUAUCCUAUAAAUGGCUAAAACAGGGGCUUUGAUUACAUGUCUGCACAGCUGGCUGCAUGGGAUUUUAGAUUAUAGUCUAGCUUGAGCUGCCUACCUCUGGGUACACCAUGAUGACAUUACCUUCUGAGCAGGUUUUUUUUAUGAUAUUGAACUACUUUUUAACAUAUCUUAUAUCUCACAAUUGAAAACACUCCUGAUACAAUUAUUUAUGCAACAUCUGUUUUGAAAUUGACAUUCUUAUAUUACUAUUAUUAUAUCUUUUAGAUAAUUUUCUUUCAAUGAGUCAGGUUUUAGAAACAUUUCGCUAAAAAUAGAAUUGGAAUAUGGCAUGAAAAUUUGCAUUUAUAUUACACCUAAUAUUAUUGAGAGGUAGACAUACUUGCAAUAUGAAUAACAGUAACAUUUCUUUUAGCUAGAACUUUUAACAAAGUUUUCUUUGUUAUUUCUUAAAAUAUAAAAAAAAUCACAAACAUUUUUUUAGAAACUAGUUCUGUAUAUCCAUAAUUAUGGAAAUUCAGCAAAGAAUUUGCUGAAAUAUCAGCUGUUUUUAAUAUACAAAAAGAAAGAAAACAUUUUUAAGCAACUGUUUACUUCCAGGAUUUGUAAUGAAAUUCAGCUUAAGUUAGAAAGUAAUUAGUUUUUUUAAUUCAAUUAGCUUAAUGAUAAGAAUCACAAUUUAUGUUAAACUAAUUUAUGUACUAGCAAAUCUCUGGUGUAGUGACUGUCCAGUGGCAGCUGGUGUUGGAGAGAAAUUGAUACCAGUUGGAGCCUCACUAUUUGCAGUGGUUCCAUAUGUUUUACCUUGAAUAACAGCUAUCUCUUUUUGUAGUUUAGCAUUUAGGACUUGCUUGUUCACAAACUUCCUACCAACACCACGAUUACCACCACGGCCUCUGCCUCGUGAGCGGAUAGAGCCUCUACUAGUGUUUGACCUGAUAGAACGAUUGGACCUACUAGAUCUGUUCGAUCUAUUGGAACCCAUAGACUUCACACUGCCAGGACCUCGUCUUGUAUUGUAACCACCAAACUGAUUAUUUAACUGUGCCAAACUCUGUUUAUUUAAAUAGCCAGCAUUACCAACACUGUUACGACGUUUCUUAGCAAAAUCAUUAGCAACACUUACAGUCAGUUGGGAAGGUGAACUGAAAGAAUUAUUUCUUGAGCGUGUGAAAGUUUGUGAUUUUAUAAUAUUAUUUCUGAGUAACAUAUUUUGUCGCUCUUUUAAUAUUUGAUCUGAUCUUAAGCCUAUUGCACUGUAUCUGUUAGCAGUACUCAAACCUCGUCCCCGUUUGGAUAUUCCUCUUUUGGCCACAGCAAGAGGACGCCGGAUGUUAUUCAUUCCUCUCCGUGUUGUCAUACCAAGUCUACUAUGGACAUUGCUUUGAAGAUUAGGAUUUGAAUUAGUACGCGAGAGUCUUCCUCGCAUGCCCCCUAGAAAAAUUGAAUUUGAAAACUAUUAGCAAUAUUUUAAUAAAUUUCCAACAAAUAGUGUUCAGUCUGUGCAAAACGAAACUCAGAACAUCAAGAGAAGAAAAAUAUGUAUUUAUAUUAUCAUACCUCUGUUCAUCCGAUUGCCCCUCAUAAGUUGCGGCAUGACAGACUGUUCUUCUAAACCCGCUCGCCCCUUAGGGGUCAGGCCUCUUAAUUGAGAGCGAGAUCUAGAAGCGGAUCGGGCGCGAGAAUUUGAACGACGUUGCCGUGAGCGAGAGCGGUUGCGAGAUUGCGAACGGGAUCGUGAUUGCGACCUGGCGCCACCGGGACCACGAGAACGGGAACGUCCACGUCUAGAUCCGGCCGCUGAAUUCGGUCUAGUCUGUGACCUAGCACGCGCGGGCCCUCCACGCCCACGACCUCUACCACCACGGCCUCUGCCACCGCCACGACCACGAACAUUCCCGCUACCACCGCCACCUCUUCCUCGUGAUCUACUAGUUCUGUUUUGUUUUAUAAUU
Spodoptera exigua (beet armyworm) is the source of this 3327-nucleotide messenger RNA. Lineage: Eukaryota; Metazoa; Arthropoda; Insecta; Lepidoptera; Noctuidae. The record is from the annotation of a GenBank genome assembly.